Dioszegia hungarica is the source of this 1860-nucleotide messenger RNA. RefSeq names its product GTP-binding protein 1. The transcript has 9 exons. Gene Ontology annotation, biological process: translational elongation. The record is from RefSeq and is a predicted model, not a curated record. Gene Ontology annotation, molecular function: GTP binding; GTPase activity; translation elongation factor activity. The coding region runs from base 1 to 1860 and encodes 619 amino acids. Lineage: Eukaryota; Fungi; Basidiomycota; Tremellomycetes; Tremellales; Bulleribasidiaceae.
AUGACUACACUAAGAUCCUUCCAAGCUGAGAUUGAGGGAAUCUCUCACGAGAAGCACCGGAUAGCUACUGAGGAGGCGAAGCGGGCUCAUCUGGCGGCGGAGCUGGCGAAGCAUCACGGCAAGUUGCCGCCCAAGAAGGAGGCGGUGGCGGAGGUGCAUGAGCAGGAGAAUGUAGCGGAGUCGGAGGAGGUGGAGCGGACAUUGGAGGAGCUCAUCACGGACGACGGCGACACUGACGAGCUCCGAUCACGCUUGGCUUCGUCCAUAUUACGGAGCCAUGGCGAGCUUGUCAUUCCCCUCGGCGCACAUCCUAGUCCUGCAUCAUUAUACAGCCCAGCUGUCCCACCCGUUCCUAUCGAGACCGUCGGUAAAGCCUUAUCUACCGCCCAGCUCGCCUCCGCCAUCGAGAGAUUACGGGCAGCCAGCACCGCGCUGAACGCCGAGCUGAAUGAGCUGUACCGCGCCGAUUCUGGGGCCGGGCCUUACGGGUGCUGGAUGGUCCGUCUGACCCCUCGGGGCGUGGAGGAGAUCAUGGAGGUCCGGGUGGCGGUUGUUGGGAAUGUGGAUGCGGGCAAGUCCACCACGUUAGGCGUGUUGACAAGGGGAGGACUGGAUGAUGGGAGGGGGAAAGCGCGGGUGGCGCUGUUCAGACAUCCGCAUGAGAUUGAGACGGGACGGACUAGUUCAGUCGGAGGGGAGAUCCUGGGCUUUUCGCCAAAAGGGGAGGCGGUCAUACCGACUGGACACGCGGCGGAGGCUAUGGGCGAUGGGCACCUGGCAUCGGCAAAGAGGGAGAAGAUGGGAUGGGAGGAGAUCUGCAAGCGAGCCGCAAAGGUGAUCAGCUUCAUCGACCUUGCGGGACAUGAGCGAUACUUCAAGACCACCUUGUAUGGCCUUAGCGGAUGCGCACCCGACUACGUCAUGCUUAUGGUGGGCGGGAACGCUGGGCUGAUAGGGAUGUCGAAGGAGCACCUUGGUGUUGCCUUGGCGCUGAAUGUGCCAAUAGCGGUCUGCGUAACAAAAAUCGACAUGACCCCGCCCAAGAUCCUCGAGCAGACCGUCACCAUGCUCACCAAAGUUCUGAAGAGCCCUGGCUGCCGAAGAAUACCAGUCUUCGUCGACACCGCUCAGCAGGCGGUCGACUGCUCCCGGUACUUUGGCAAGCCAUUAGGGGGAGGUUCCGCCCGAUUAUGCCCCAUCUUUAUGGUCUCCAAUGUCUCAGGCCAUAAUCUUCCCACAUUAAGAACCUUCCUCAACUGCCUGCCAUCAUCGCAAUCGGACGAGAAGUACGUCGUGGACGCCCCAUUCGAGUUCCAGAUUAGCGAUGUCUUCUCGGUGCCCUUCGUGGGGACGGUAGUCAGCGGUGUGAUCACAGCUGGAUCCAUACAUGCCAAUGACGCCGUCUUGCUCGGUCCAGACUCCGUCGGCCAAUUUAUGCCCACCGCGGUCAAGACGAUACAGCGUAAACGAGCCCCGGUCAAUAGUGCUGAGGCGGGUCAAAGCGUGUCCUUCGCUUUGAAACGAAUCAGACGGACGCAAGUAAGAAAAGGCAUGGUCUUGGUAGGCAAGACCGACAUCCCGCCCAAGGUCGUCAGGCGGUUCGAGUGCCAGGUCAUGGUGCUGCACCACGCCAGCACCAUCCAGCCAAAGUACCAGGCCAUGAUGCACUGCGGGGCGAUUCGCCAAACAGUCAAGAUCCUCUCCCUGGACCACCCAUCGGGCUUGAUACGGACCGGCGACCGAGCCAAAGUGGUAUUCGAGUUCGUCAGCCACACGGAGUAUGUCAAACCGGGUGCUUUGGUUCUGCUGAGGGAGGCGAAGACAAAGGUAUUGGGGGUGAUUACCCAGGUUCUGGCUUGA